AUAUUGUGAUGAAGUACCUUGCAUUCCUGGUUCAAGUGCCAUGAUGGUUGGAAAAAAAGUGGGUGGGCCUGCAUUGGGUUGGAGACAACUUUAGCAGAUUCAAUAACCCAUUCCUUGCCUGCUUAACAUGGAGAAGGGUUAGUUAAAAUUUCCCAAUCAUUCUCAUAGGCUGUACAGUUUAUAAUCCACCUUUUCUGUUUUACAGAGUAAGGAAAAAAAUAAUUUCUAUUCGGUCAAUUUAACAUACUGGGGAAGUAUUUACUAAUAAAUGAAAGGGUUACAGUAUGAGGUCAGUCCUGGGUAUGACUCUAAACUGCAACCGGUGAUGAGGCUCUGAUUGGGGACUUUCAGAGCUUUGGGGUAAGUCGAGUUACCCCUUAGUCAUUCAUUGUUCCCAGGAACGGUAGCAGCUGCAAGGGUUCCUGCUCAGGAUACGAGCGAAGGCCAACGGCAGAUCCGGCAGGUUCAGUAACUGAACUUAUGAUGGAGAAGGCGGAUGAGCUAUGACCUCAAAUGACAAUGGCUAACAUUUGGGAAGAGAAAUGGCGAUUUCUUUAGUUAGCCCAAAGGUAGGCGAUAGCAAAUCACCAUUGCUAUUUGCUAAGAAAACCAUGGUCAAACUCACAAAAUGUAUCAUACAACAACAGGGUCAAGAGGAUCUUCAAGACAAUUCUGAAGAUGCUUCGCUCGGUAUGGUUGAUUCUGGCCAGCAGGGAAUCCCCGACCGUCAUCAAGCUACUGCUCAUAAAAUUCAAGCAACACAAAAGAAAAUUAUUACCACUUGGAAUGUAAGAACGUAAUAUCAAGCAGGAAGAUUGGACAAUGUGAUAAAUGAAAUGGAAAGACUAAAGAUUAACAUUAUGGGAAUUAGUGAAGUUCAUUGGAUAGGUGCUGGAACAUGUCAGAUUAGAAAUAAAACACUAGUUUAUUCUUGUGGAACACCCCAUACUGAUGGAGUACGAAUUCUUAUGGAUGAAAACAUGGCAAAAAGUGUUUUAGGACAUUGGGCAAUAUCAGAAAGAGUGCUCCUUGUUAGAUUCAGAGGACAACCAUUUGAUUUAGCAAUUAUACAGGUAUAUGCACCAACAACAGAUGGAACAAAUGAAGAUAUAGAUAAAUUCUACGAAGAGCUUGAACAAGUAAAGAAUGGAUGCAGAUCUCAAGAUACUGUUAUUGUCAUGAGAGAUCUAAAUGCUAAAGUAGGACAAGGUGCUGAUGGAAAUACCAGAGGAAAAUUUGGACGAGGGGAAAGAAAUGAAAGAGCUCCUGAGAAUGACUAUUGCAAAACAACGUUUAGGUGAUGAAGAAGUUGGGUCUCGCCAUUUUCCUGCACAUGAACGUGAAGAUCUUGUUCAGCAGUUGGAAAAAACACAUGAGCAGAUUGAACGGUUGGAUCACGACUACCAAGCAGCAAUGGAUGAGCUUCAGGAUGUUAAGGUUGAGCGCUCUUUUUACCAGGAGAAAUCUGACCGUCUAAAUCAAGAGAUUAACCAUAUUCUUGGAGGACAUGAAAACCGUAUAAUUGAUGUUGAUGCAUUGUGCAUGGAGAACAGAUAUCUGCACGAGCAUUUGAAGCAGAUCCAGGAAGAAGUCAACAUCCUUAAGAAUAACAUUUCUAAAUACAAGAAUGCUCUUGAAUGUAAAAAGAACACAAAGUCAAAUGGAAGAGGCAACAGUAGUGCCCUUACAGGGGUUCUUUCUGCCAAGCAAGUGCAAGAGCUUUUGUCAGAAGAUCAUGGCUGCAGUCUGCCAGCUACACCACAGUCCAUCUCAGAUCUGAAAUCAUUGGCGACUGCUUUACUUGAGACAAUUCAUGACAAGAACAUGGUCCUUCAACAUCAACGCCAGACUAACAGGAUUCUAGGCAAUCGUGUGGCUGAGCUAGAAAAAAAGCUAAGAACCCUGGAAGUUUCUGGUUUGUGGAGUCUUCCGGGAGGGAGAGAAACUAUAACAUUAACUGAUGCUACCAUUCCUGGGGAUGAAGGACCAAAAUCUGCUAUGUUUGAGGAUAUUCAAUCACAGCUGCAGCAGAAUGAUCAAUUAAAAGAUCACAGGACUCCACCUCAUCUUGCAGCACUAGAACUGACCAGUGAAGAGCAAAAAUCCACUGGGUCUGAAGAAAUGCAAGUGGAACAAGCUAAUAAUUGUGGAAGUCCAGUACUUUUGCCUCUAGAAACAGAUGCCCAAACAGUGGACUCACCAGUAUCCCAAUCUCAGUCAGGAAAUGAAAUAACAAAAAUGGCUGAAAAGUUAGUUACUACUGAAUUAAGCGAUGGCAGUAACGAAACAAGUGCUUCAGAAAUGCAGUUUAUUGAAAAAUCUCACAAUCAUGAUGGUCUUUCAUCUGAAUUGAAAUCCUUCAUUGCCAGUCCAGAAUCGGCCAAACAGUCUAAUUCUGAAUGUGACCAGUGGAAUCAAAAUAAAACAACUAAUGAACCAUUGGAUAAUCUUGGAGAUAACACAACUUUUGUGUCAUUAAAUAUGACUUCCAAAAGAAAUUCGGAUUCUCAACAGCACAGCUUGGUGACUACAGAUCCACAGUCAAUAUCUGAGAGUAAUACGGAAAAUACUGGAGAAAAUCACAGAGAACAUGUGGCAUAGUUCAUAUUUUGUUUAUUCCUAUAGUUUAAAGAUUAUGAUAAAACUUAUAAAUUUAAUUUGAGAUCAACAAGAAACAGUAGUUUCCUUGAAAACUCUUCUGGACGUGCUGGCAAGUUUCUAUAUUGUGUGCAGUUAUCUGAAUUACACGAAGAAGGAACUCUUUCCAUAUUUUUUACUUCAAAAUAGAAUAAAUAAUCACAAUGAUUAGUAACUAUUGAAAAAAAGUUAGGAUAGUGUGUUAAUUAAAACAAUUUUCUGCUUCCUUUCUGACAGGUUUCAGUUUAUAGCACUUUUUCUCUUUCACCUAAGUAAGGGAGUCAUAUUCUAAUCAUUCUAUACUUUAAACUAAAAAGAAUCUGUGGAUAAAGUUUUAAGAGGAGUUUUAUUUUUCUCUGUUCUGUUUCAUAAUGUUUCUCUUGCAUACAAAUUUGUCCAGUCACUUGAACUAAAGGUGCAAUAUCGAAGUUGCUAUGUAUUAUGUGCAUAUGUCCUGAUGUGGUUCCAUUGACUUCAAUAGAAGCAGAGUCCAACAUGGGAAUACUGGUUGAACACCCCAGCAUGUUCCUCUGCUUUGAUUGACUUGUAACAUCAGGAAAUCUAACUUCUGCUUUGUUCUAACAAUUGCAAAUCAUAAGAGAAAUUUUAAUUUGCAAAGUUAGUUAAUGAUUUUUGAGUAGAUCUUUUCUCUGAAGCACUUUCACAUAAAAGAAUAUUCUCUCCACAGAUGCUUACUAGCUGGUGCUUUUUCAGCACCUCUUUGCCUGAUUUGCAGCAAGUUCUGUUUUAAUUUUUGCAGAUUAUGAUUUCUCUGGUAUAUAUUGCAGAGUUAUAUGGACUGUGAUAUAGGAUUGUAGUGCUGAUUACAUAAAUAAGAUCAUUUUUCUUGGAAUAAAUCAAGAGAUUUGUUCCUUUCAGUUUUUCUAAUUAUUGCUGGUGAUGUACAGUACAGUCACUAAUAUUAAUUAUUGGCAGGCAGGAGCCAAUGACACCAAAAUGUAAAAGUUUUAUUAUUCAUGAGUUUAAAAACAUGUAUUUCAUACUUCUAAUUUUAAGAAAAAAUGGGGACAUCAACAAGAGGAAGUGGUGUUCUCAAUAUUGCAAAAUUUCUGUAUUUCAUUCAUAAUCAAGUCUAUGGCAUCUGGAGAAUUUGAUUAUUGUACUAAUAGGAAUUAUUUAUUUUAAUUAUAAAUUAAUUUUACUAAUUAACAUGGAUAUUUUGCAACAGACAAAAACUAUGGAAUUUUAGAGCACAUAUUCUGAAAGUGGUAAUAAAGUAAUGGGAACUAGUAACUAUCAAGGGCAGGGAAGUAUAAUGUGGGAGAAAUGGAGGUCGCUACCAAUCACUUAAAUGCAAAGAAUCAGCAACAAGGCUAUCACUUUAUUUGGAUUGGUAACUCUUAGUUAAUUUUACAUGGAGGUAUGCGUUCAUGGCAUUCCAAGAAUCAUUAAGGCUCAAAAGCUGUGUUUUUGAAAGUAAUAAUGGCAAAAAUAACUGGACAACCAUUUUAAGGUUAGCUAUAAGUAGGUAAGGGUAUAGCAAUGGCUUUUUAAAGAUUACCUUCUAUGCCAUUGAUUGUAUAAUCAAAAAUAAUAAUAAUUUUGGCAGUAAUUACACCUUGCAGCUAAAUUAAGAGCAGCACUCUGCAAGAUCAUGGUCUGAAAAAAAUUCAUCAUAAGUUGAUUGAAUCUGAGGGGAAUAUUUGUCUGAGUAAAUGAUUGUGUUUUCAUGUUAGUUUGUAUGUUCUUUAUAACUUUAUUAGUGAUAGAAGUCAUAUUUGUCAUAAUAUUUAUUAUUUUCUUCAAUUUCUUUUGUGUUUGAUGGCUUUUCCUACAGAAAAGGACUGUGCUAUUAUUUUACUUGAAAGUUGAUUGAUUGAAGUUUUAUUAUUGGCUGCAUGUCUUCAGGCAUCUCACAUUGAAAGUUCUUUUUCUGAUCAACUCAAACUGAACAUAGGUGGAUUUUCUUCUAAAUAUCUUAGUCUCAAAAUAAGAAUCAUCUUCACAGGGAAUACACAUCUUAAAGAGAGAUUAUUGCCAAUUAGAAUUCUUAAAUAAAUUUAGGUCUGGAAAGUUAUUUAGAAUGGCAGAUAAGGUAUUAAUUAAUUACCAAUUGCCUAAAGGCCUUGGUAUUUUGUAGAACUUUAAAAAACAUGUUAUUUUAUUAUUUUUUAACAUUUUUAAAAGGGAUGUUACUUCAGUGUACUGGACUUGGAUGUUACAUUGUUUGAUGAAGUAUCAUUGACCAUAUAUCAAAAGAAAAGAUUGUCUUGUCAGUUUCUAAAGCACAUCUCUUAAGUGGUCUUCCUUAUGAACUGGCAAUCUGUAAUCUUUAUCUUUGAUAAAUUAGUUCAAUUCUCUGAAUAUGUUUUUAUUGUAUUUAUUUUUUUCACGCAAGCUCUGUAAGAGAUCAUUUUUAUUUUGAAUCUUAAACUUUGGUGAUGAUUUGUGAGUUCCAAUAGGGCAGAUUUCCAUUACCUGAAUGGUAUACCCCUGUGUUACAAUAGUUUUUUGUAUGAAAAUAAAUCACUUGUUUGAGGGGACGGCAAACUCAGCGGAAAGUUAAUUUGAUCUGAAGGGUGUGGGUGUGAAUAUUUGAAUAGCUUGUGAAUUUCUUCCACCAUUUCCAAUCAUCUUUAUAUUUGUCCUAUGGCCCUCCACUGAGACUAUCAUGUUACUAAUUCCCCUUCUCAAGUUGAUCUUUUUAUUGCACCAUUUUGGUUCCAACUUCAAUUGUAUUGAACAGUUUGAUAAAGGGAGAGGCAAUUAUCACUUUCUCCUCCAGGUGGUGUUUUGUUAUGUGACAAGAUUCCAAAGUUCAAAGUAAAUUUAUCCAAGGCUACUGACAGCUCUUUCAUGUGCUAAUUUCUUGUGCUUAGCCAUCUCUAUUGCUAUUAAUCUAUUGUUUAAUUGGAUUUAUCCCAGUUUUGUCAUGCCAGAGGGUUAAAUACUGAAACACUGGAGUUACAUCUGCCUUUUCUCCAAACUAGUUGUUUAAUAUUCUCCACUGUCCAACAUUUACCUUUUAACCAACAUUAGGUUCGUCAUUUGUUGCAUUUUGCAUGCAAAUUGUCUGGUCCAAUUCACUUGUAUUUCAGUAAAUACACAUAAAAAUUAAUUUAAAAAAUCAUCAGCCAAGUAGCACUUUCAAGCUUGAUGAGGUUGUAAAUAAUUUAUUUGCUUUUUGUUCAUCAUUUUCUCCUCUCUAUAUUCUGCCCAAUGGCCGAGUGUGAGCACAGUUUGUCAUGAUGUCACAGUGACCUCGCUAUCAGAUUGAACACAGUGUCUGUAUUAAUAACAUUGGCAUUUCUGCACCUGACAGCCUUCAAAGCGACACAAAAGAAACAAUAUUCAUGUCAAAAACACAGGCAUACAUGUGAAUGUGUCAUAUUAAAUCAAUUAGCAAUGAAUAGAUUUAUAGAAUGGAAAUAAAACAUUCAUUUGGUUAUACCCUGCCAAUGUAGGUUUCUUCUAACAUUCUGCUAAUGGAUGAACAUAGUGUUUGCUGGAAUUGAAACUCUUGAAUAUAAAAGGUAUAUCUGGAACUUUGCAGAUUCCAACCACAGGAAUAGUUAAUUACCUCUAUGUCUUUUUAUUGGGAGACUUUGAACAAAACUGUGUAAAAUAUGCAAACAACAGAAAUUCUGCAGAUGCUGGAAAUUCAAGCAACAUACAUCAAAGUUGCUGGUGAACGCAGCAGGCCAGGCAGCACCUCUAGGAAGAGGUACAGUCGACG
Messenger RNA from Mobula hypostoma (lesser devil ray), 6334 nucleotides. Its product is annotated as coiled-coil domain-containing protein 149-like. The record is from RefSeq and is a predicted model, not a curated record. Bases 1216 to 2601 code for a protein of 461 amino acids. The transcript has 9 exons. Lineage: Eukaryota; Metazoa; Chordata; Chondrichthyes; Myliobatiformes; Myliobatidae.